This is a messenger RNA of Schistosoma spindalis, 591 nucleotides long. The record is from the annotation of a GenBank genome assembly. Lineage: Eukaryota; Metazoa; Platyhelminthes; Trematoda; Strigeidida; Schistosomatidae.
AUGGAGAAACAGAUAUUCGGCUUAAAAUUCGCUGCAAAACAAAUGCAGCGUUGUGCUAUUCGUUGCAAUAAAGACGAGGUGGAAUCUAAGAAUAAAUUGAAGGCUGCUAUUAAGAAGGGGGACCAUGAAGGUGCAAGAAUCCAUGCAGAAAAUGCGAUUCGACAUAAGCACACCGCAACAAGCUAUCUGAGACUUGCUGCGCGAAUCGAUGCUGUUGUCUCUAGGGUUCAGACAGCCAUGACUACUAAGAAUUUUACUAAGAGCAUUAUGACAGUUGUCAAUUGUAUGGAAAACGCAGCCAGGUCUAUGGAUAUGGAAAAGGUUAGCUGUCUCAUGGAUAAAUUCGAAAGAGAAUUUGACAACAUGGAUAUACAGUCAAAGCUUGUAAGCUCCUCGCUAGCCAAUACGAUGUCAAUUUCAACUCCCGAAAAUGAAGUCCAAGGACUGAUAAAUCAGGUAGCUGACGAAACUGGAAUAGAACUGAACUAUGAACUCCCUGGUUCAACUCACGGUUCCGUUUCGGUGGCCCCUAUUUCAGCGGAGGAGGAAGAUGGUCUCACACAGCGCUUAGCUAGACUUAGACAUUCGUGA